AGCGAUAUCUAUACUAAAAAGCUGCCUUAUAAGAAGGACCCAUGAUUGUAUCAACUGCACAAGAAAACGAGAAAAAAGUAUACACAAAAUGAAGUUUAUUCAGGGCCUGUUCAUUGUUCUGGUUUUAUUGAAAUGGUGCAGAGCUUUGGAAAGUGAAAAGGAGGAAGAGAAAUGGAGUAUGGUGCAAAUAAAAGGCACCCAGUUCGUUUUGGAUGGGUCACCAUUUUAUGUGAAUGGAUUCAAUACAUAUUGGUUGAUGGUGUUUUCAGUGGACCAAUCCACUAGGCCCAAGGUCACAACCCUGCUUGAGGAGGCUGCUUCUGCAGGACUUACUGUGGGACGCACUUGGGCUUUCAAUGAUGGAGGUUGGAGAGCUCUUCAGAAAUCCCCAGGCGUUUAUGAUGAGGAGGUUUUCAAGGCUUUGGACUUUGUUGUAAGUGAAGCCAAGAAGAAUAAAAUUAGGUUGAUUUUGAGCCUGGCGAACAACUGGGAAGCCUACGGAGGGAAAGCACAAUAUGUGAAGUGGGGGAAGGAUGCUGGUUUAAGCCUCAACUCCAGCGAUGAUUUCUUCUCGAAUCCAACGCUCAAGGACUAUUUCAAAGCACAUAUUAAGACCGUGUUAAACAGGGUAAAUACAUUGACAAACGUGACAUACAAGGAAGAUCCCACCAUCUUUGCAUGGGAACUAAUGAACGAACCGCGGUGUCAGUCUGAUCCAUCUGGAAACAAAUUGCAGGCCUGGAUCGAAGAAAUGGCUUUAUAUGUAAAAUCGGUGGAUUCAAAACAUAUGCUAGAGAUAGGAAUGGAAGGGUUUUAUGGGCUCUCAGCUCCAGACAGAUUACAAUUCAAUCCAUAUAGUACUACUCAAGAUGAGGGUACAGACUUCAUCAGAAAUCACCAGGCCUUUGGCAUUGAUUUUGCCUCUGUUCAUAUCUACACAGUGGGCUGGAUUGACCAAUACAUUAUUCCAAAACACCUGCCAUUUGUGAAGAGCUGGAUAUAUGCUCACAUUGAAGAUGCAGAAAAGACUCUCAACAUGCCUGUACUUUUUGCUGAGUUUGGAGUAUCUGAGAGAUAUGGAGGAUACAACAUCAGCUACAGAGACACAUUUAUGCAGACUGUGUAUGACGGCAUAUUAAAUUCCAUAAAGAGUGGGGGAGCUGGAGCAGGUACAUUAUUGUGGCAGCUGUUUCCUGAAGACACAGAAUAUAUGAAUGAUGGAUUUGCUAUUGUGCUUUCCAAAGCUCCUUCCACAGCUAAGCUUAUAUCUUUGCAGUCAACGAGAUUGGCUACUUUUAACAGCAUCUGCAAUUGGAAUUGCCGAUGGGGAUGCCAUUCUCAUCAUCAAUCUACUCCUCCAACCUGCGAUUCUGAAUUUGACAGAGAUAUCAGCUUAGGAGAGCUUUGAUAUGUCUGCAGCUUCUAUACCAGACCAUAAAUGCUCAUGAAUAAGGUUGUGUUUAUGUCGAUUUGACAAAGAAAGUUAUGUUCUCUAUGGCUAAACUCUUAUACCAUGGAAGAGUUUAUAUAAUUGGCGAGUUGUGAUGUUUAAUUCAAAUAGUUAAAGGAUAUAUUUUACAAUUUGUAUGUUGUUCAUCGUAAAUUUGAGUUGUAUGCUAAAUGUACAACAAAACUUUUGAACAAUUGAUACAUUGUAUUGUACUAGUUUGGUAUAUGAGAGAUUACAAUGUAUUUGUUUCUAAUUGUUUACAUGUCAAACAUUUUAAAUAUAUUGUAAUUUAUUAUAUAAA
This is a messenger RNA of Cryptomeria japonica (Japanese cedar), 1751 nucleotides long. Its product is annotated as mannan endo-1,4-beta-mannosidase 6. The transcript is spliced from 5 exons. The record is from RefSeq and is a predicted model, not a curated record. Bases 89 to 1408 code for a protein of 439 amino acids. Gene Ontology annotation, molecular function: hydrolase activity, hydrolyzing O-glycosyl compounds. NCBI's taxonomy places the organism in Eukaryota, Viridiplantae, Streptophyta, Pinopsida, Cupressales, Cupressaceae.